AUGUGGACGGCACUCCGCGGUAUGUAUCAGCGGAGCGCGAUUGCACGUAUGGUCUAUACGGAACUCCGCGACUCGGACGGAGAAUCGUCAACAGGCGAGGAAACCAAGUCGAAGCUAUAUCAUUCAACGUCGAGCACUCUGUCGAAAGUUGCUGCGCCUUUUGCUGGACUAUUUCUAGUAGCAUUCAUUUUGAGACUUUGGAGUGGGCCGUUGCUUGGCGUUGGUCAAGACUGUGAUUGCGACACUGGCGAUGCAAUAAGAUGGCCGAACGCAACUGGCACUAAUGCUACCCUUCUUACUUGCGGCAGCUCGACUGCCGAAGCCCUCACAUCUGGGUGCAUGUUUGAGCUCUGGUCGUUCAGCUGGAUUCCGGAACCCUGUUUCGAUGCCGACCUCCAUGACGAGUUUCUCAAGACGUGGCCAAGUCGAGAACCCGUUAUUGGUGGUUACUACAGCGAUGUCAAAGGAUCCGUCCAGAUACCUCUUGAAAAUGUGCUUCAGGGCACGGCAAAUGGUUCUUUUACAACCUGGGGUCAGCACUACUGGCACUGUGCAUUUGCUCUGCGCAAAAUCUUUCGGAUCCUGGAAGAAGAGAACUUGGCCGAGAGUAUGAGCCUGAUGACCGCACUCGAUCGAAGUACCCACCAUCUGAACCACUGCGAGGACGUUGUUGCCAAUCCGCUAAAGCAUGACUGGAAAUACAUUUACUCUGAGCAAUAUAUUCGCUUCCGUACGUGUCGGGGCAAAAUUGGAGAAUGA
Fulvia fulva is the source of this 759-nucleotide messenger RNA. RefSeq lists its product as uncharacterized. NCBI's taxonomy places the organism in Eukaryota, Fungi, Ascomycota, Dothideomycetes, Mycosphaerellales, Mycosphaerellaceae. Bases 1 to 759 code for a protein of 252 amino acids. The record is from RefSeq and is a predicted model, not a curated record. The transcript has a single exon.